AUGUUUAAAUCCAGAUAUCAAAUUAAUAGAUACUUUCAACGAAAAAGGAACGUAGAUAGUGUUGAUGAGGGGGCAUCGAAUAAUGUGGAUGUUGAUGAGGGGGCAUCGAAUAAUGUGGAGUUUGAUGUCACAAAACUUCCAACUGAUCCUGAUCUAAGGAUACCAAUUUUGGAUUACAAUGCUAACAUCCGAGAUGAAGUUCGAAGAGCAUAUAUGUUAAAGGAGUUCGGUAGUUGGUUGGAGUACAGUGUAGAGAAGGAUGCUGCUUAUUGUUUGUAUUGUUAUCUUUUCAGAACAAGUUCUGGAAAGCAAGGUGGAGGUGAGUCUUUUGUUGGCGAAGGUUUUACAUAUUGGAAAGAUAAAAAAAGGCUUCAUACUCAUGUUGGACUUCAUGAUAGUGCACAUAAUCAAGCUCGCAUUAAGUGUGAAGUGUUGAUGAAUCAAGAGCAACACAUUCAAUCAGUUUUCUACAAACAGUCAGAACAAGCAAGAAAUGCAUAUGUUACACGCCUUAAUGCAUCCAUUGAUUGUGUUCGAGUUCUUUUGCGACAAGGGCACUCAUUUCGAGGUCAUGAUGAAUCUGAGGAUUCUUCCAAUCCAGCUAUCAAUGCCGUCACAUUGGGAAAUGCUCCUCACAAUUGCAAAUUGACAUCACCUGUUGUUCAAAAGGAUAUAGUAAAUGCUUGUGCUAUUGAAACAAUCAAUGUUAUUAUCAAAGAUGUUGGCGACUCACUAUUUUCUAUUCUAGUUGAUGAAUCUUGUGAUGUGUCAAUGAAGGAGCAAAUGUCUAUUGUUUUACGUUAUGUAGACAAUAGUGGCCAUGUCAAUGAACGCUUCAUAGGGAUUGAACAUGUUACAAGUACCACGGCUCUAUCACUUAAGGCUGCAAUUGAUAAGGUAUUUUCUAGAUAUAACUUGAGUAUGUCUAGAUUGAGAGGACAAGGUUAUGAUGGAGCAAGUAAUAUGCAAGGUAAGUUUAAUGGUCUGAAAACACUUAUUUUGAAGGAGAGUCCAUGUGCCUUUUACAUUCAAUGUUUUGCUCAUCAACUCCAACUUGCGCUUGUAGCUGUGGCAAAGAAGAACAUCCCUAUUACUAAUUUCUUUCGUGUGGUUGGGAACGUGAUAAAUACUGUUGGAGCAUCUUCCAAGCGUUGUGAUCUUCUUCGAGAAAAACAAUUAGACUUUAUUGUUGAGGCAUUAGAAAAAGGUGAGAUUUUAAGUGGACGGGGACUAAAUCAAGAAACGACCCUUCAGCGCUCUGGUGAUACACGAUGGAGUUCACAUUAUAAUUCUUUGGUCAGCUUGCUUGCCAUGUUCUCUUCUGUUUUAAAUGUACUUGCAAUAAUUGUUGAAGAUGAAUCUUGUUCUUGUGAUCAAAGAUCUGAUGCAACAGAUUUAUUGGAGUUGAUACAAAGAUUUGAUUUUGCAUUUAAUCUACAGUUGAUGAAAAGUGUGUUGACGAUGUCAAAUGAACUGUCAAAGGCAUUGCAAAGAAAAGAUCAAGAUAUUGUGAAUGCAAUACAAUUGGUGAGAUUGUGCAAACGAAGACUCCAAAUAAUGAGAGACGAAAGGUGGGACUCCUUUUUUGAAGAAGUAAGUUCUUUUUGUCAACAAUAUUACAUUCAUGUACCCAACAUGGAUGAUAUGUUUGUACGCCUUGCAAUUCGUGGUCGCCCUCAGCGUAAUUCUCCAGAAAUUACAAAUUUACAUCAUUAUCGAGUAGAUUUGUUCUACUCUGUCAUCGAUUUAGAACUUCAAGAAUUGAAUGAUCGUUUCUCGGAGCUAUGA
This is a messenger RNA of Olea europaea var. sylvestris, 1788 nucleotides long. RefSeq names its product zinc finger MYM-type protein 1-like. The coding region runs from base 1 to 1788 and encodes 595 amino acids. The record is from RefSeq and is a predicted model, not a curated record. The transcript has 4 exons. Lineage: Eukaryota; Viridiplantae; Streptophyta; Magnoliopsida; Lamiales; Oleaceae.